AUCCCCAAUUUCAUAUUUCUGAAUUAUCGAAAGUUCUGAUUGCAGGCCCUUUUGAUCUCCGUCACAAUACACACUUAAAUUGAAUCGUUAGAUACAGCAAAAAUGCCUGUGAGAAUGGUGGAAUCGCCAACACCUUCUACUUCCUCUGGUGCAAAUCCUGGACAAACUUGUCUACAACCCUGUUCACUUCUGAGCGUUGGACAGACGUUUUCAGGAACUCAAAAUGUUUCAAGUCCACAAAAAGAGGAAGCUUGGAGAGUUAAUGUGAGAAUUCAAGGAUGUGACCUGAAUCAUGGAUAUCUAUGUGGCACCAUGGAAGCUUUAAAUGUUCCAAUGGCCGACACACCAGUGGUUACGUUUUGGGAGGGAGAAAUUGUUGAUACAAAGAAUUAUACAUUCUUCACCAACAAAUGGAAAGCAACGUCAGAAGUUGACAUAGAUCACUGGACAAAAUUUCCAUCUUUUUCACCUCUUUUAAGUCAAGUUGAAGUUGAUGGUGGGAAGUCAUUGGACCUCAGCAACUAUCAAUACAUAUUUAUGAGAUGGAAAGAGCAAUAUUUUGUGAAUGUUGGAUCCGAUUGCGGGUUGACAAUAGCUGGCUUUUACUAUGUUUGUUUCUCGUGUGUGGAUGGCUCGAUCAACGGCUAUUAUUAUGAUCCAAACAGCAGCCCAUUUCAGAAGCUUGAGCUAAAAACAACCAAUGAAGGAAGAUCAGGUUUCAGCUUCUCUUCUUAUGAGCUACAAUAAGAGUAUUUGUUUAUUCCUCUUCCGAAGAAACCCUAAUAGCCAACGGGGUUUUGGGAUCUGGGCUUUGGGCUAACGGUAUCAAAGGUGGUCCAUCAAUCAACAUGUUGCGGGUUCAAGUCCAAAAUCGAACAAAUGCAUGAGUAUUUGCUAAAAGAACAUAUACCCGAAUGAGUAUUGAUGGUUAUUGUUGAAAUAGGUGUAAUUUUGGAGAUUCAUAUAUUUUUGGGAUAAUUAUUGUGGUAUGAGAAGCUCUUUAAGUCAAUCAAAUGUUUGUUUCUUUUUA
This is a messenger RNA of Helianthus annuus (common sunflower), 1030 nucleotides long. RefSeq names its product glucose-induced degradation protein 4 homolog. The coding region runs from base 103 to 747 and encodes 214 amino acids. Lineage: Eukaryota; Viridiplantae; Streptophyta; Magnoliopsida; Asterales; Asteraceae. Gene Ontology annotation, cellular component: GID complex; extrinsic component of membrane. Gene Ontology annotation, biological process: proteasome-mediated ubiquitin-dependent protein catabolic process; protein targeting to vacuole; negative regulation of gluconeogenesis. The record is from RefSeq and is a predicted model, not a curated record. The transcript is spliced from 8 exons.